AUGGACAAAAGCACAAUCCACGAAGUCGUUCUUGUCAGUGGGUCUACCCGAGUUCCCAAAGUGCAACAGCUUCUUCAGGAUUUUUUCAAUGGAAAGGACCCCUGUAAAAGCAUAAACCCUGAUGAGGCGGUGGCGUAUGGUGCUCCAGUCCAGGUGGCAAUUUUAAGUGGCGAGGGUAACGAAAAAGUUCAAGAUUUGAUUCUUUUUGAUGUUACUCCUCUCUCUUUGGGUUUAGAAACUGUCGAUGAUGUUAUGAUUACUCUCAUUCAAAGGAACACAACUAUUCCAAUCAUAAAGGAACAACUGUUUUCUACCUAUUCACAUAAUCAACCUGGUGUUCUGAUUCAGGUUUAUGAAGGUGAAAGAACGAGAAAUAAAGACAACAAUUUUCUCGGGAAAUUUAAGGUUUCUUGGAUUCCUCCAACACCAAGGGGGGUCCCUCAGAUCACCUUGUAA
Molecule: messenger RNA, 456 nt
Organism: Lactuca saligna
Lineage: Eukaryota; Viridiplantae; Streptophyta; Magnoliopsida; Asterales; Asteraceae
Source: the annotation of a GenBank genome assembly